Messenger RNA from Thrips palmi, 5045 nucleotides. RefSeq names its product signal-induced proliferation-associated 1-like protein 2. Gene Ontology annotation, molecular function: GTPase activator activity; protein binding. The transcript is spliced from 19 exons. The coding region runs from base 16 to 3615 and encodes 1199 amino acids. Lineage: Eukaryota; Metazoa; Arthropoda; Insecta; Thysanoptera; Thripidae. The record is from RefSeq and is a predicted model, not a curated record. Gene Ontology annotation, biological process: activation of GTPase activity; regulation of small GTPase mediated signal transduction. Gene Ontology annotation, cellular component: cytoplasm.
GCCGCCAACGCCCCCAUGCACCGGCCCGCGCUGGCCUGCGGGGUGUCAGUGCUCGAGUUCCCGCCCGGCGAGACGCACUGGAAGACCGGCAAGGGCGUGAGCUGCUGCCCCUACCAGCGGCCGCCGCCCCACGCCGCCAUCGAGAGCGUGGACCACGGCGCGCAGUACUACCGCCGCUGCUUCCACGGCCAGGAACACCAAAACUGGUUUGGUAUGGACGAGACGCUCGGCCCGGUGGCUGCAAGUAUCAAGAGGGAAUUAGUGGAGAGACCAGGAAAGCUUUCCUCCGACUCAAGUGGGGGAGCGCCACCUCAGCCUGUCUAUCAGUAUAGAGUUCUUAUCCGUACUAGUGAGCUUUUGACAUUAAGAGGGUCUGUCCUUGAAGAUGCCAUUCCUAAUCUUAAAACUUCAAACGUUAAUAACAAUAAUAAUACAAAUAAGGACAGCAAUAAAGCAAUGAUGAACACUAAAGAGGUUUUAGAGUAUGUCGCCCCUGAAUUACAGCUAGCAUGUUUAAGGCUUGGAGUAGCAUCACCCCAAACAGAGGAACAAUUACUGAAAUUGGAUGAACAGGGCCUGUCAAACCACUACAAAGUGGGAAUCAUGUACUGCCGAGCUGGGCAGGGAACAGAGGAAGAAAUGUAUAAUAAUGAAGAUGCUGGCCCAGCGUUCCAAGAGUUUUUAGAAAAUAUUGGCCAACGAGUUCGACUAAAAGGUUUUGACAAAUAUAAAGCAGGACUUGACAAUAAGACUGACUCAACAGGAUUAUAUUCUGUGUACGCUCAGUACCAAGACUGUGAAAUAAUGUUUCAUGUAUCUACCAUGCUACCUUUCACUCCAAAUAACAGACAACAGCUUUUACGCAAACGUCACAUUGGCAAUGAUAUUGUGACAAUAGUUUUUCAAGAGCCUGGUGCACAACCUUUCACACCAAAGAAUAUUCGUUCUCAAUUUCAACAUGUAUUUAUUGUUGUGAGAGCAAUCAAUCCUUGUUCAGAUAAUACUCAGUACAGUGUUGCUGUUAGUAGAUCCAAAGAAGUUCCAAUCUUUGGACCACCAAUUAAAGAAGGGGCCACAUACAGAAAGGGCAAAGCAUUUUCUGAUUUCCUUCUAGCAAAAGUUAUUAAUGCAGAGAAUGCAGCUCAUCGCUCUGAAAAAUUUGCAACCAUGGCAACACGAACUAGACAAGAAUAUCUAAAAGAUCUUGCUAAUAACUACACAGUCACUACCCUUGUGAAAACUGGACAGAAGUUCUCAAUGCUCUCAUUUAGUAGUAAAAAGAGUAAAGAUAAAGACAAGGACCGGGCCCUUGCUCGUCCGCCCCGGUUUUUACCUGAUGCAACUCAGAGGGGAGCCCUCUGUUGGCAAGUGGUGCUGGAGGACAGUGGGCAGUCUGCAUUGGUUGACUGUUUCCUGGCCAUAUCUGCCGAUUCUGUGGUUCUAGUUGAAGAAAGGAGUCGAGAGAUUGUAUUUGUGUCACCAUGCUCCUCUGUCCUUGGCUGGGCUGCCACAGGAAAUAGCCUCAGAUUGUAUCACCAUCAAGGAGAGUGCACACGUCUUCACCUGAAAGAAACUCAGGCGGGUGGCACAGAAUUAGUUGAGGUGAUGGUUCGGUUGCGGAGUGUGACACCUGGGAGUGUGGCUCAGGAGCUUACUCUUCGUCGUAAUAACAUGGGUCAGCUUGGAUUCCAUGUCCAGCCUGAUGGUGUUGUUACACAGGUGGAAAGCCAUGGUCAAGCCUGGCAAGCUGGUCUUCGCCAAGGGGCACGCCUCGUGGAGAUUUGUAAGGUAGCUGUUUCAACCUUAUCACAUGAUCAGAUGGUUGAUUUGCUUAAGACAUCAAUGUUGGUCACAGUAACUGUUAUUCCUCCCCUCCAUGAUGGGUCACCAAGAAGAGGUUGCAACCUACCAAACUGCAAAUACAAUGCAGAAAAUUAUGAAGGUGACUAUGAAAAUUUAGCUAAUGGCUCUGAGGAUGGGGUGGUUGUGAUGUCAUCUGGGACUGGAAGCGUACCAAAUGGAAAAGGUAGUCCCAGGAAAAGUUCUGCCCAGUUACAGCAGGUAGUACCUGGUAAUCAUCGACGAAGGUAUGAAAGGAGCUUUUCUCCUCCCCGGUCGAGCAACAGCUCUGGGUAUGGUACAGGAAGCAGUAGCAAGUCCUUCACUGGAGGAGAUAGGUUUUCAUCCAAUGUUGAGGGUGCAUUGACAAAUUGUUUGGGUGGACACACUGAUGAUCGGUGGUAUGAGCUAUUAGAGCAAUCUGAUACGUCAGACCCACCUCGACGUGACUCUCCUCCACCCUUGCCCGCAAGGCUGGGGCAGGGCUCCAACUGUGCAAGUGCCUUCCAGCUGGUUACUCCAAAUGGGCAGACCCUUGUCAAGCCCAGCACUGGCUCUACGCAUCACAACAAGGCUGAUUACUCUGGGGUGAGUGAAAUGAGUAAAUCAACUAGUCUUCCUUUAGAAGUUGCAAGCGCUGGCCUGCGGGGACUUGCCAUAAGUGAUGGCCACUCGACUGACACAAGUUCUACGAGUGAAAGGUUGUGUGGCGUGCAUAGUGAAGAUGAUUUGUCAGCGAGCAGUAACAGCAUGUCACCUGGUAUUCGCCGCUCCAGCAAACCCUCACAUUCCUCGGGCCCUCACACUCCCACCCCGUCCAACAGCAGUCGCAACCAAAGCCCCAGACCGCGAGAUGCGCGAGAUUGCGGGGAGGCCCGGCUGCGGCCAGGCGUGACUCCAAGAUCCACACAGAGGAACAGUGCCAACCUCCACAACUCUACCCUCCAGGAAGAUCUCAUGAGAUUAAUCAACCCCGACUACAUGGCUGAUGAGGAUGGGAAUAACAGUCGGGAAAACAGCGGUGCAGCCUUAGGCAAAGUCCGCAGCAGUGGCAUGGGCAGUGUCGGCAGUUUAGGGAGUGCAGGAAGCAUCAACGGCAACACACCUGACAAUCUUCCUCAUGUUAAAUCUAGAUCUCGUGAAAACUUAUGUGGCACCAGUACUUCUGUCCUAGAGCCAACACCUGCAACAGCUCCUGUGGGCUCAGAACCCCCUAAUGAAGUGAUUCUCACAACUGCACGACCUGCAACUGUAAUUUCAAAUGCUUCUACCGCUUCAAGCCCUGCUCCCAGUGAAAAUAAGCUUUCAAAGGAAGAACGGCUAUCACCAAGGGUUACAAAGUCUGUGUCAAACAAUGGAGGGUGCAAAAACUCCCUACCUUCACUUUCACCUAUACCUCUCCCCGAUGCUCGUGACAUGGACUGGCCUAGCCUCGUAGACACUGCCACAAGGGCGUUGCUCAAUGUUUCUGAUGGGGUGGAAAUCAGUGAUGGCAAUACAGCAUCUACCAACAGUGAGCCCUUAGCAAACUGGGUAGAUGAUGUUGCAGAGCGUCUAGGCCUUGACAGAAGUGGAGGGAUCCGAAGCGUGUCGGACCUUGAGAGACAACUAGCUCAACUACAAGCACGUUUGUCUCGAGAAACUCAUCUGCGCCUGUCCCUAGAGGAUGAAGUGAGAAGACUGCGGGAUGAAAAUCGUCGUCUUCAUGAUGAAUCUCAGGCUGCUGCCCAACAACUGCGAAGAUUUACUGAAUGGUUCUUUCAAACCAUUGAAUAACCCAAUGUUGCAAAUGUCAUUGCCAUAUAUGUCGUUAACCACUUUUCACACUGUUGAAUCUUGCAUUUGUUACUUCCACAUGUUAAGUGCACAAUUGAACUGUAUUUUAAAUGCUCAAAAAUUCCUUGUUUGUCUGUUUUUUUGUUGUUUUUUUUCAUCUCAUUCUUCAAUUGUUACAAAGGUUGAGAUUUUAAUCAUUGUUAAAAACGGAAAUUUUUUCUCUUCGUUAGAAAUUUUAGAGGUUGAAAAGCAAAACAGUACCUUGCCACUAGUUUACUUGUCAUCAUCAUUCCUGACUUAAAACAUUUCACCUUGAUGGUUCUUGAGGGUUCAUUUUGAGUUUCCGUCCUGUAUUGAUGUAUUGCUGGUUUUCAUCUCUCAUGAAGCAGUAAACAUCAGCCAUUAAGCACUUCAGAGUGGCCUAAGUGCCAAAUUACUUUUUGGAGUUUUAUUUUAUGACAGAUUUAGUUUUUCUUCCUUGCAUUUUAAAAUAGUGAGAAAAAAGACUAUGUAAUUCUCUAGCACCAUGUGACUCUGAAAUCAGCAGUAUUAUUUUUUUAUUAUGUACCCUGGAAACUACCACAAUUGUCUGUCUGAAUGUUAGCCCAUCCCAGCAGUCCCAGUUUUGGGAGCAAGAAAGCUCAGUUUAGGAGAAAAAGAGAACUUUGCUUCUAACAUUGACUUGCUUUUCUGGUUCUUGCACUUUUAAAGGAACUUACCCUACUGUUGUGUGCCAAUCAUCUUCAUUUGUCAAUAUUCAUUGGAAGUUGUGAUUAUAACGCAGAGAAAGAAUGUUUUAUUGAGUGGAAGUUUUGUCUAGUCCUUGUUUUUAAGGAGUUGCUGGAGUUGUGUGGAAGGCUUCAUUCCUGUCUGCAUCACUUGAUGUAUGACUAAGGAAGAAUACCUGUCAGAAAUGUUUGUAAAGCUACACAUAGUUUCUGUAAAUAUUUUAAAAAACAAGAAACAAGAUAUUUGUAUAUAGGCACUAUACUGGUCCCUGUGAUACAUAGCAUCAGAGACAAUAUUUAAAUUUAUCACAAUGUAUUUGAAUAUGUUCUUAUAAUUCACCUGGACAUAUUAGCAUAAAAAUCAAGAACUUCUAAAUAGUUCAUUGUCCUGUUGAUUGUUUUUUUAGACCUGUAUGGUGACAGCCAAAGAAUAAAGGGGCAUGAAUUUAGAACACCUUACUAGAUAAUUAGCAAGGUUGUCAUUUGAUACAUGGGCCUCUCUACUUUAAAGAACAAACAACUAAACUUGUGCACAUGUGCUCGCACAUGUGAUAUGGAUAUGGGAUGAAAUUUUAAUCCGCAGUGUGUAACAAAGUUGAAAUUUUUGCAUAAAAACCAAAGAAUGCUGAGCAGUAAUGAGCGGCAACUAUAUGUAUUUUAUAUUGUAUCUAUUUUGUAUAAAUAUACCUACCUACCUACUUA